This is a messenger RNA of Fusarium poae, 756 nucleotides long. RefSeq lists its product as uncharacterized. Lineage: Eukaryota; Fungi; Ascomycota; Sordariomycetes; Hypocreales; Nectriaceae. The record is from RefSeq and is a predicted model, not a curated record. The transcript has a single exon. Bases 1 to 756 code for a protein of 251 amino acids.
AUGCUUAUACCAAUUAUUCUCAACUUCAUCCUUCUGGCAACAGCCCUCCCGUACUCUCCACCCUACCAAUACAUCGGAUGUAUUUCAACAUCUUCUGCGCCGCCCUUCACACCUGCUUUUCUACAAGCUCCCUUCACCGCCUCUCAAUGUCUUCAGUCAUGUGCUAGAGCAGCAACACUUAUAGCCAUAGGUGCGGGUUCUUGUCUGUGUGAUGCUGGUGGUGCAUCAGCAUCCUUCGAGCUUAUCGACGAGCAACGGUGCAACGUUCUCUGCGUUGAAGGCGAUGAAAGCAGCGGACAAUGUGGGGGAGAUGGCGUGCUGAGCUUGUACCAGCUCGCAGGGUGUGAUGGUGGCGAGUGUUUGGGGAAGAAUGGAACUGUCCCUCCCGUCGUACAAAAGCCAUCGCCUUGUACGAGUUGUAAUGGAACUGGGACGCCUGUUCCUGUUCCCGCACCAACACAGACUCAACAGCAACAAGUUACGGGGGUCAUUUGUCCACCUGAGGGCUGUACAACUGUUGUCCCGCUGCCCAUCGCAACGCCUUCCGGGAACUCGACCGGCAAGACAUGCCCGUCUGGAGGAUGUACCGCCAACAAGCAAGCCGGAAGUCAAUCUGGCUCGUCUCAAUCGCCCUCUGGCUCAUCUGGCAAAGGAUCCAACGAAGCACCGAGACUUGCAAGCGAUAGCCCCAGACUUUAUGCACCAAGUAUACUAUCAGCUAUCGCCGCCGUCAUCUUUGGUUUGGGUCUACUUUAG